AUGACGAACCAGAUCACCGCGACCCUACCCACCCGUGAGCAAUUCUUUACCACGGGUUUCAUCUCGACACCAGCCCCUGCUGACAUCUCGAUAACCGAAUGUGGAAUCUGCCUCGAGAAAUUCCAGACUCCUGUGACCCUCAGCUGUCACCCAAGCCAUGUCUUCUGCUUGGACUGCAUCGCUCACUGGUUGAGGGAGGCUGACGCUUGCCCCUUGUGCAAGACGAAGCUAUUCGACACCAAUCCGAUUCCACUACGACGACGAAUCAUCUACCAAGCCCACGACAUUCUGCGCCAGCGUGGUCCCGCUCACAACAUCGAGAACUUCGGUACUGGCCCCUACGACGGGACUGCGGUUGACUUCGACAACGUGAUGUGGGGCAACGAGAUUGCUGUCUGGUGGCUCGACAGUGGCUUCUUCGCCCCUGGCCGGUUCAAUGACCGAAACGGCGUCCAAGCCAUCGCUGGAACGGGUGUCAUCAACAUGGUGAUACAUGCCACGCCAUUCGCCAUGUUGGGCAACUACAUCCCAGCAAUCUCAGAAGUUCAGAACAGGCCAUACACAGCCCAACAGAGAGAGCACUGGACUUUGGUGCUGACAGCUCUGCGCAACAUCCUGAAGCAGAACGAGGGCCGGGUCAUGGACACGUCCCCACAAGCCAUGCUCAGCAAGCUGCGGAAGGUGAUGAAGCACCUGCCCGACGUCUCACGCAUUCAAUUCCUGCGCCAAGUUCCUCAUGGUCUUGAGGACGCGAGACUUCGCGCGGACUUCAUGUGUCUCCUCGAUUUCGUGGCCGUCCUUGCGCAGAUCGAGAAGAACCGACUCGUGGUCGAGAAUGGAGGUCCUCUGGGUCAGCCAGGCAAGUGGACGGCGAAGCUCAAGUCCGUGAAGCGUCUCUUCACGCCCAUCCGUCGAUUUGGACGCUGGUUGGUGUCAGAUUUGUGA
This is a messenger RNA of Zasmidium cellare ATCC 36951, 945 nucleotides long. RefSeq lists its product as uncharacterized. The record is from RefSeq and is a predicted model, not a curated record. The transcript has a single exon. Lineage: Eukaryota; Fungi; Ascomycota; Dothideomycetes; Mycosphaerellales; Mycosphaerellaceae. Bases 1 to 945 code for a protein of 314 amino acids.